GCUGUCUCCAUGUCCUCCCCUCCUUCCCCCAUCGGAUGAUUCCCGGGUAAUCUCAGAUGCACUGGUACCGUACAGUACUCCAUGCGUGCAUCCAUCGAGCCUUGGGGAUCCGAUAUCAGACUCCGCUUUCAUCACCAAUCCAGCAUAUUUACGAGCAACGAGCAUUCGGGAACUGCAAGCCAUCAGCUAUGAGUUAUUGUUGAUUCCACUUGAUAUCUCCUCACAUCCAACCCUUCAACGCUCUGUACCUCCCGCCAUGUCUUCAGCUCCACAGCAAAAACAGGGAGCCUCCCGCUCCGUUCAGCCUCAUCACACGCCUUUGGAAGAACAAUCAGGAAGAGGCGCCAUGUCAGAAACAUCAGAGGACACAACGCAUGAGGAUGAGCAGGGCGUAGCGCUGGAUUCGUGGGUCAACUAUUCCAGCCAACUACAUGCAUCGCCAGCUUCUCCUCCAACGCCUGACGCGCCAGAAGUCGAACCUAAAAAAUGCUGGAUCUGCCAAAUGGACGAGACAGAGGACGAACCAAAUACAGUAUGGAAGAAAGCAUGCCCAUGUUCCCUAGACGCUCACGAUGAAUGCCUGCUCGAAUGGAUCGCAGACGAGGAAAGACCAAAGACGGGGGAAAUCGCGUCGCCUCAUAAGAUCGUAUGUCCUGUUUGUAAAGCAGAGAUCAAGAUCCAGCGACCUCAAGAUCCUAUCGUCAACUUCUUCGAUAGGACCCAAGCAAUGGCGAGGAGACUCAUAAUACCAACCGCUCUUAGUGCCGUUUUCGGAUGCGGCUAUGCCGGCUUAUUCGUCUACGGAGUAAAUACAAUAUAUGUUGUUUUUGGACAUGAGGAUGCGGCGAAGAUACUGUUAAAUAUGGGGGAGGAUGCUGGUCUUGCGGUUCCACGCCCUAAAAGUCCAUUGAAUGCCCUAUGGAAUCUCAUGACUGGCACAGAUCCGUUUUUCUCUCAUCUGUACGGGCCAUUAAGACAUUGGAAACCAUGGGCUACUAUACCUUUGAUUGGCCCAGCUAUAGUACUGUCAAGGACUAAAUUAUCAGAUUUUGUCUUUCCUCUUAUGAUUUCAAUUGUACGUUAAAUUCUCUUCAUCCUUGUACUCUCAAACUAACGUUACUUUUCAGUAUUUUAUCAAUCCCUCACAUCGCGACAUCUAUCAUUGGCCCCCUUCGCCGGGUCUUAUAUUCGCAACCCUGCCAUAUAUUCGAACAGCCUACAAUGAGUUUUAUCGUUACUCAUUCGCUGCUUUGGAAAGAAAAUGGGAUUUGGCCGUCCAAAGAAAACCUCGCGAGGGCGAAACGGCAGAAGAAAUCCGUCAGCAAGUGGAAGAUGACAAUGACCGUGCUAUUUUCGAGCUCGAAAUUGUGGACGAAGCUGAAGAAGCACCUCCUGGACCGGGGGCAGAUGUAAAUUGGCAAGGGCGAAUUCCUGGAGGUGCUGGGAAUCAGAACGCACCAGUUGCCGGUGGACAAGGCGAUGGCGCUGCCGACGAAGGCGAUGAACGCCCUGGAAAUCGACAAGUUUGGGGGCUGCAACGAAAUUGGUCUAUUGCACAAGCGGCCAUCAAGAUUACUGGUGCGUUAGCUUUCCCAGCUAUCUCCUCAAUGAUGGGGAAUUUGCUAGAGAUUUUCUUGCCUGCAAAAAUGGUUGGGCAACGCGCCCUUCGGUUCCGGUAUGGUCCAACUGGGUUCUUGCAUUCGAAAUGGGGUAGGACUGUUGCUGGUGGAUGUCUCUUUGUAUUAUUGAAGGAUGCAGUGACGUUGUAUUGCAAGUGGAAGAAGGCGCAGAUCUUCGACAAGAAGAAGAUAAUAGAUUAUGUUCCUCCGGCAAAUAGGAGGCGUAAUUGAAAUAGGAGACAAGUGCAAGUGUACUUUAUGGGUGGCAGAAUGUCACAUGGGUGUAAUAAAGCAUUUAUCGGAGUUAUUUGGGGACUUGGAUGCCUGCUUUGGACUGCGGUCAUUGAGCAAGCGUCGAGCGGUUUAUGAAUAUGAAUAUGAGUAAAUGUAUAUUGAACCAUCAAGUAGCUUGUUUGGGCCAUUUCCGCGUUACUGAGGCC
This is a messenger RNA of Hymenoscyphus albidus, 2059 nucleotides long. Lineage: Eukaryota; Fungi; Ascomycota; Leotiomycetes; Helotiales; Helotiaceae. The record is from the annotation of a GenBank genome assembly.